CUUCCGGCUCCGGGUUCUUCUCCUUUCUCUGGAGCUCGAGCCUCAGCAGAGGGAGGAAAGAUGGCGGCGGCCCAGUCCGACAGAGAUCUUCCGUCCGCUUUAUGUUCGGAAUUCCUGAAUUUCUCCGCCAAAGACACCGCGUCGCGGUGGCUGGUGGCACCUGACCUGCAGCAGGAGGUGUAUCGACACCUUGCCUUGUAUGUACCCAGAGCCCUUUGCCUGGGCCAGAGCCGGGGGAGCAGCAGGGAGGAGCAGAGGGAGGAGCAAAGGGAGGAGUUAGCCUGCCAGCUCCUUCUCCUGGCUCCUCUGGAGUGGCUCCUGCUCGGGGAGGAUCCAGCUGCUGGUCUGGCUCUUCUGCAGGAGAAGAACCUGCCGUCACCUCUGUGUGGACAUGUGUUCAAGGUGGGAGAGCCCACCUACUCCUGCAGGGAGUGUGCAGCAGACCCUACCUGCGUUCUGUGCAUGCAGUGUUUCCUGGGCAGCGUUCACAAAGAGCAUCGAUACAGGAUGACAACGUCAGGAGGUGGGGGUUUCUGUGACUGUGGAGAUGCUGAGGCCUGGAAGAAAGGUCCUUACUGCCACAAACACACACCAACAGACACCAACAGGCACUCAGAGGAGGAUCCUGUAGCUCUGCUGCCUGCUGACAUGGUUGCUCGUGGUUACAGCAUUUUCUCGAUCAUCCUGAAGUAUGCUGUGGACAUGCUGACCUGGGACCAAGAAGACCAGCUACCUGAGGGACUGGCACCACCGGACAGAGUAGACACUUUCCACUGCAUGCUGUUUAAUGAUGAAGUGCACACGUAUGAACAAGUGAUCUACACUCUGCAGAAAGCCGUCAACUGCAGCCAGAAAGAAGCGGUCAGCUUUGCCACCACUGUGGACAGAGAUGGCAGAAAGUCUGUGCGAUAUGGAGAUUUUCAGUUCUGUGAGCAGGCCAAGUCUGUCAUAGUGAGGAACACCAGUCGUCAGUCAAAGCCUCUCAGGGUUCAGGUGAUGCACUCAUCGGUUGUUGCUCAUCAGUGUUUUGCUCUGAAGGCUCUUAGCUGGUUGGGACAGGUCAUCCAGUACUCAGAUGGUCUGAGGAGGAUCCUGUGUCAGGUUGGCCUCCAGAGAGGUCCAGAAGGAGAAAAUUCCUCUCUGGUUGACAAACUGAUGCUCAAUGACUCCAAGAUGUGGAAAGGUAACAAGAACAUCUACCACCAGUUGCUGAUGAACAGCCUCCUCAUGGACCUCAAGUACAAGAAGAUCUUCGCCAUCCAGUUUGCCAAGAAUUAUGAGCGCUUGCAGUGCGACUACGUGAGAGACGACCACGACCGUGAGUUCUCCAUCACUGACCUGUCAGUACAAAUAUUCACCGUCCCGUCGCUGGCCCGGAUGCUGAUGGUGGAGGAGAACCUAAUGACGACCAUCAUAAGAACAUUUGUGGAUCACCUUCGACAUAGAGACCUGCAGGGACGCUUUCAGUUUGACCGCUACACCGCCCAGCAGGCCUUUAAGUUCGGACGGGUCCAGAGCCUCAUCGGAGACCUCAAGUACGUCUUGAUCAGUCGUCCCUCUGAGUGGAGCGAUCAGCUCCGACAGAAGUUUCUAGAAGGUUUCGACGCUUUCCUGGAGCUCCUCAAGUGCAUGCAGGGUAUGGACCCGGUAGUGAGACAGGUGGGUCAGCACAUUGAGAUGGAGCCUGAGUGGGAGGCAGCAUUCACUCUGCAGAUGAAACUGACUCACAUCAUCUCCAUGAUCCAAGAGUGGUGCUCCACUGAUGAGCACGUGCUGAUCGAGGCCUACAAGAGGUGUCUGAGCAUACUCAGUCACUGUCACAGCAGCCUCCCAGAUGGCGAACAGCCAAUCAGCUUGAGUCUGGCAGGUCACUGUGUGGAGACAUUCAGGUACCACGUGUCUCAGGACAAAGUGUCCAUACACCUGCCGGUCUGCAGGCUACUAGCAGGGCUCCACGUUCUUCUCAGCAGGACAGAAGUGGCCUCACGUUCCCCUGAACGGCUCCCUCUGGGUGAACUCAGCCCGCCCCUCCUGAUCGAACUCCCUCUCCGGUGCCUGGUGCUUUGUGCCCAGGUGCAUGCUGGGAUGUGGAGGAGGAACGGGUUUUCUUUGAUCAACCAGAUUUAUUACUAUCACAACGUGAAGUGCAGAGUGGAGAUGUUUGACAAAGACGUCAUCAUGCUGCAGGCGGGAGCAUCCAUGAUGGAUCCAAACCACUUCCUGAUGAUCGUUCUGAGUCGAUUUGAACUCUUUCACAUUUUCAGCUCUGCAGACUGCAGGAAGAGAUACAGGGAGGCGAACAAGGAUGUGGUCCAGCAGAAUAACACUCUUAUCGAGGAGAUGCUCCACCUCAUCAUCAUGGUCGUCUGUGAGCGGUACGUGCAGGGUGUCGGCCAGGUGGAGCCCUUUGAUGAGGUCAGGAGAGAAAUCAUCCACCAGCUGUCAAUCAGACCGAUGGCUCACAGUGAGCUGGUGAAGGCUUUACCUGAGAAUGGGAACAAGGAGACUGGUCUAGAGAAGGUCAUCGACUCCGUGGCUUCAUUCAAGAAGCCCGGUGUGACGGGUAGAGGUCUGUACGAGCUGAGACCUGAAUGGAACAAACACUUCAACCUGUACUUCCAUCACUACAGCAGAGCCGACCAGUCCAAGGCUGAGGAGGCUCAGAGGAAGCAGAGGAGACAGAGCGGAGAGGACACAGCCCUGCCCCCCCCUCUCCCUCCCUCUCUCUGUCCUCUGUUUGGCAGCCUGGUGAACUUGCUGCAGUGUGACGUGCUGCUGGCUGUAGAGGGCGCCGUGCUGCAGUGGGCUGUGGAGCCCAGCGGGGGAUGCUGGACGGAGUCCAUGCUGCAGCGGGUGCUUCAUCUGGUGGGCAUGGCUUUACUGGAAGAGCAGCAGCAGCUGGAAAACAGCAGCGGAGAGGAUGACAUCACCUUCAACUACACCUGCAAGAUCACACGUCCAGGUGAAGCUCCAAGUACGUCUGGAAGUGUCUUAGCCUUGUUGGAGAGUCUACAGAAUGCUCCUCACCUGGAAGUCCACAAAGAUAUGAUCACCUGGAUCCUCAAGAUGGUGGCAAACAUCAAAACUAUCCGGGAACGGACGUCAACCACCUCCACCGUCACCGUCUGCCAAGGACAAGGCCUGGAGGAGACGGUUCGAGACAAAGACAAGGCUGAGAGGAAGAGGAAGGCAGAGAUGGCUCGGCUCAGGAGGGAGAAGAUCAUGGCUCAGAUGUCUGAAAUGCAAAAACACUUCAUCAACGAGAACAAAGAACUUUUCCAGCAGAGUCUAGAGGAGCUGGAGGCUUCAACGUCUGCUGCUGCAGAGAACAGUCCUCCCAGUCUGGAGCAGUCAUGUCUCUCUGAAGUGUGUGUCGGUCCCAGGAGGAUAAGCGGAGCAGAGCGGCGUCAGCUAGUCACCUGCAUAUUAUGUCAGGAGGAGCAGGAGGUCAAAGGUCAUCGUAAAGCCAUGGUUCUAGCAGCUUUUGUCCAGAGGUCUACAGUUUUGUCCAAAAACCGUCAGCGCAGCUUGCCUGACCCAGAAAGUCACGAGCCUCUGUUCAUGCACCCUGACUUGUCUCUGGGGAUUCACACGGCCAGCUGUGGACACAUCAUGCACGCCACCUGCUGGCAGAGGUACUUUGAGGCGGUGCAGCUGAAGGAGCAGAGACGUCAGCAGCGCCUCAGAGGACACACCAGCUACGACGUGGAGAACGGAGAGUUCCUGUGUCCGCUGUGCGAGUGUCUGAGCAACACUGUGAUCCCUCUGCUCCCACACACACACUCACCUCACUCCAGUGUGGAACAUCCCAGUCUGGAGGCGUGGCUUAAAACAACCAAUCAGCAGAUAGCAGCACUACACUCCGCUCACAGGAAGCAGUCUGACGAUGUAGCAGAGGAGGCAGAGCCGGCUGUUCCUGAAGGAUUCAGAGUCGACUUCACUCCACAGAACCCCUUCUCCAGCAGCAUCAAUGAAAUGAUCACCACGUUCAGCAUGUCCACCUACAAAGUGGGGCUGAAGGUGAACCCUAAUGAGCAGGACCAGAGAGUCCCAGUGUUGAUCUGGUCCACCUGCGCCUACACCAUCCAGAGUAUAGAGCGGCUCCUAAUGGACGAGGAGAAGCCAUUGUUUGGAAGUUUACCUUGUCGACAGGAUGACUGUCUGAGCUCUCUUGCGAGGUUCAGUUCAGCCUGCUGGACGGCAGCUCCACUGACGACAGUUCACUCACACUUCAUCAGACUGCUCUCAGCCCUGGUUCCAGACCCUCAGGUAGAAAACACUCCCUGUCUCCUCGACGUAGACAUGUUCCACCUUCUGGUGUACAGUGUCUUGUCAUACAACUCAGUUAGCAGUCUAGACCAAUCAGGACGGAGCGGGGUGGACUCAGCCCACCUCCACAUCCUUCAUCUGGUAACUGUGGCUCACCUGGUUCAGAUCUUGCUCACCUCCACAACAGAGGAGGUGUGUAUGGAUCAGGACACUGAUGCAUCGGAGGAGGAGGAGCUCACAUGUAAGCUCUACAGCAUGAUCAGGCAACACCUGGGCAGUGUCUUACCUGAAGUCUCCUCUGGGUGGCAGCUGAGUCAUUGCGUUAAAGUCGGCAUUCUGCCAUUCCUCCGAGCCGCCGCCCUCUUCUUCCACUACCUUAACUCUACAGCGCCACCUGCUGACUUGCUAGUUGCAGGUCCUGGUCAGUGGGAGGCGCUGUGCAGCUACCUCAGUGUGCCCUCCAACCUGCUGCAGCUCUACCAGAGCCAUCACACACUGCUGGAACCUCUCAUACACAGGUGGUGUUCUCAUCCAAGUGUAAGACAGACGCUGCAGGGGGGUGGAGUCAUAAUCAGGUUCCCCAGAGUGUCGAAUCGACUGAUCGAAUUGCCAGAGGAUUACAGCGUCCUGAUCAACCAGGCAUCCAGCUUCACGUGUCCACGGUCUGGUGGGGACAAGUCUCGAGCUCCCACGCUCUGUCUGGUCUGCGGCUCCAUGUUGUGUUCUCAGAGUUACUGCUGUCAGACAGAGGUGGACGGAGAGGAUGUUGGAGCCUGCACUGCUCACACCUUCACCUGUGGAGCCGGCCUGGGACUCUUCCUCAGAGUCCGAGAGAGCCAGGUGUUGUUCGUAGCAGGUAAAACAAAGGGCUGUUUCUACCCUCCACCAUACCUGGACGACUACGGAGAGACAGACCAGGGCCUCAAGCGGGGGAACCCUCUCCAUCUGUGUUCAGAGCGUUACAGGAAGAUAGAGCGUUUGUGGCGUCAGCACGGCGUCGCUGAGGUCAUCGGUCACGCUCAGGAGGCCAAUCAGACGCUGGUUGCUAUCGACUGGCAGCACCUGUGAUGCCCCGCACUGCACACGCUCAGAACCGUGGCUGGUGAUUGGCUGCCCGUGUUGGCCCUGCCUCUUUUUUAAAAACAACUCCUCCUUGACUAAUCAGCUUCCCAGCGCUGAGCUCAGAUCAGCUUUCAGGGAUUUUUUUGGGACUUCUGGCUUUUUGGUUUCUGUUUAAUGGAGGCGUCUUACCUUUGACCUCUUUUCAGGGCAAGAGAGGCAAUAAAACUGACUCCACAUUUGCUGCUUGCGCUUACAUAGUAAGGAAGUUACAGAAGCGUCUUUAAGAGUUUUAAAUUAAGUUUUCCUCGUGUUUUGAGUUUGGUGUUUGGAGGUGGUUUAUCAAUCUUUGGAAAGACAGAUUCUGCAGGAAUGAAACAAACCUCAGAUAUGAGCCAACCUGCUGCUGUCGAUCUGAGGUUGAUUGUGGAGCCACUUUGAACUGUCAGUCUUUAAUUUAUAAUCUGUUUUCUAUUGGCAUGAUGGGAGAAGGUGGCCUUUUUAAAACCUCCAUAUCCUCACACACGUCAGCAGCCGCUGAGGCUUGAUGAUCGCAUUAUCAGUUUAAGACAUAUUACAAAUAUGAACAGGUCUGCAGUGACAGAAACAACUGUGGAGCAUAAUUUAUUAUUUAAUUAAUUAUUUAGCCUUGUUUUCAUGCAUAUGGGUUAAAUGAGCGCUAGAAACUUGUUCUAUAGCUGCCUCUGUUCCUGACGAUCAGUUUGUUAUUGACAACAGCCAGAGGAGAUGGAAUAUUACGUUCAGUCAUAUGAAUCAUAUUUUGUGUCUUAUUGAUCAUUUUGACAACAUAUCAAACUACAUAUCAGAAGUGUGUUUAUUAGGAAUGAAAGACAGAUGUCAGCUUCAGUUUUAAGUUUAACUCGUUGUUUUAAGGUUUUAUUUUAAAGAGACUUGAUGCUUUUCGUGUGAUGUCACUUUCCGUUAAAUUGGGUUGAAUGUUUUUUUUCUCUUUUAGUUUGCAGUUAGAUUCCAACCUCCUGAACAGACAGAAACACAGAAAUGUCCUUCAUUUAUUUAUUUAUUUAUUAGUUUGAAAUAAAAUCUGAUUUUCUUCCAUCAAGUGGAAAAGUUUAAAAUCUGUUUAUUUCUUGUUUCAGACUUUCUGCUCAUUUGUGUUCUCACUUUUAGAUACAAACAUUUUCAGAUCAACAGACUCGUUCUCAGCAUGUUGCUUCUCGCGCUGCAUCAUCUACCACAGCUGACUUGUUAAUAUGUGAAUUUUUGUAAAAAUGACUUAUGUACAUUAUUGUAUAAGAAUAACAAAACAAAUAAAAACUUUAAAAGAACUCAA
Molecule: messenger RNA, 6640 nt
Organism: Notolabrus celidotus (New Zealand spotty)
Lineage: Eukaryota; Metazoa; Chordata; Actinopteri; Labriformes; Labridae
Gene: ubr2
Product: ubiquitin protein ligase E3 component n-recognin 2
Exons: 46
Coding region: 61-5337 (1758 amino acids)
Biological process (GO): ubiquitin-dependent protein catabolic process via the N-end rule pathway
Cellular component (GO): cytoplasm; ubiquitin ligase complex
Molecular function (GO): ubiquitin protein ligase activity; zinc ion binding
Source: RefSeq, a predicted model, not a curated record